Messenger RNA from Lagopus muta (rock ptarmigan), 1797 nucleotides. RefSeq names its product matrilin 3 (gene MATN3). Lineage: Eukaryota; Metazoa; Chordata; Aves; Galliformes; Phasianidae. The record is from RefSeq and is a predicted model, not a curated record. The coding region runs from base 1 to 1359 and encodes 452 amino acids. Gene Ontology annotation, molecular function: calcium ion binding. The transcript is spliced from 8 exons.
AUGCGGCGGGCGCUCGGAACGCUGGGCUGCUGCCUGGCGCUGCUCCUCCCGCUGCUGCCCGCGACGCGCGGCGUCCCGCACCGCCUGCGCCGGCAGCCGCCGGGCAACGGCCCGGGGAGGCGCGGAGCGGCAGAUGCUGCCUGCAAGAACCGUCCCCUCGACCUCGUCUUCAUCAUUGACAGCUCCCGCAGCGUCCGACCUGAAGAGUUUGAGAAAGUGAAAGUCUUUCUGUCAGAAAUGAUCGAUACUCUGGACGUUGGUGAAAGAACAACGCGUGUGGCAGUCAUGAAUUACGCCAGCACCGUCAAGGUAGAGUUUCCCCUCCGGACCUACUUUGAUAAAGCCUCCAUGAAGGAGGCCGUGUCUCGCAUUCAGCCCCUGUCUGCUGGCACCAUGACCGGCCUCGCCAUCCAAGCUGCCAUGGACGAAGUCUUCACCGAGGAAAUGGGUACCCGGCCAGCCAACUUCAAUAUCCCCAAGGUGGUCAUCAUUGUGACGGACGGACGGCCGCAAGACCAGGUUGAAAAUGUGGCAGCAAACGCCCGCACGGCUGGCAUUGAGAUCUACGCGGUGGGGGUGGGCCGUGCUGACAUGCAGUCCCUGCGGAUAAUGGCCAGCGAGCCGCUGGAUGAACACGUCUUUUAUGUGGAGACCUACGGUGUGAUUGAGAAGCUGACAGCCAAGUUCAGAGAGACCUUCUGUGCUGCAAAUACGUGUGCACUUGGGACCCACGACUGUGAGCAGCUCUGCGUGAGUAACGGCGGAUCCUACCUCUGUGAUUGCUAUGAAGGCUACACUCUGAAUCCGGAUAAGAGAACGUGCUCAGCUGUGGAUGUGUGUGCACCUGGGAGGCACGAGUGCGAUCAGAUCUGUGUGAGUAACAACGGGUCCUAUGUCUGUGAAUGCUUUGAAGGCUACACCCUGAAUCCAGAUAAGAAGACUUGCUCAGCCAUGGAUAUGUGUGCACCUGGAAGGCAUGAUUGUGCCCAAGUCUGUCGGAGAAAUGGUGGAUCCUACAGCUGUGACUGCUUUGAGGGGUUCACUCUGAAUCCAGAUAAGAAGACUUGCUCAGCUGUUGACAUGUGUGCACCUGGAAGGCAUGACUGCGAGCAGGUCUGUGUGAGAGAUGAUCUGUUCUACACAUGCGACUGCUAUCAAGGCUACGUCCUGAACCCAGACAAGAAGACUUGCUCAAGAGCCACAACAAGCAGUCUUGUAACAAAUGAAGAGGCCUGCAAGUGUGAAGCCAUAGCUGCACUGCAGGAUUCAGUCACCUCACGCCUGGAAGCUCUGUCCACAAAACUAGAUGAAGUGUCUCAGAAGCUGCAAGCCUAUCAAGGCACACAGCAGGUUGUCUGAGGCAGCGUUCUACUCGCCUUCAAAAUGAUCUUUCAUAAGCAAUUCUUUUUAUUGUGUUCAGCAAGCUUUAUUUUGUUGCGCAGCUUACAGAAAAGCAGUUGGUCGUUGUUAUUGGCAAGUGUUAAGAAGACUUCAGGAAGACAGCAGUCUUGAAAGUACAGUGACCCUGAGGAUCUUCAUUUUGUAACCAUAAAGCCAACUGUACCUGCUUUGGUCUGUACUGCAAGGAGUACAGCAGGUAUUUCUGUGCUGCAGUAACUGCAUUUUUAUUGUCUUAUUUAAAAGCAAUACAGGAAAAAAAAAAAAGUACGGGUACAGUAUUCACUCAUAUAAAGCUGUGAAAUGGCAAGGCAGAGUAAAAGUGUGCCCAUGGAAUCUGUCCAUUAAAAGGGAAAGUAAUUUGGGGUCUUGUAACUUAUUUUGAUAAAAUAAAGUAUG